Messenger RNA from Drosophila yakuba, 2107 nucleotides. Its product is annotated as serendipity locus protein alpha. The record is from RefSeq and is a predicted model, not a curated record. Lineage: Eukaryota; Metazoa; Arthropoda; Insecta; Diptera; Drosophilidae. Gene Ontology annotation, biological process: cellularization; cell-cell adhesion; cell migration. The transcript has 7 exons. Gene Ontology annotation, molecular function: beta-catenin binding; actin filament binding. The coding region runs from base 75 to 1856 and encodes 593 amino acids. Gene Ontology annotation, cellular component: catenin complex; membrane; cytoplasm.
GAACUCAAGCCAUUUUUUAAAAAAGUUGUUUUCUUUUGCCUACAGAAUAUUUGAACGCGUAUUAGCACGUAAUAAUGGAAGUGUUGAGAAAGAAAUUGGAGUCCUGCCUGCUGAUAGUAAGCACCCACAAUGCAGCAGAUGCAAACUGGCUAAAUAACCUGUGUGCGGUGCUAUUGGAGUUCGCCACCUUGGCCCACAGCUCCUUCUGCUCCUCGGGGCAGUCGAAGUCCUCGGAGCUGGUGUGCCUUUGCCUAAGCCAGAUUAUGAUCUGCAUUCGCCAGUUGGAACACACGAUAAAACUAGAAUGCGGCACUACAGUUUUGGUAAGUCAUCAGUACUUUGUGGAUCGCAUUCGAUGGUGCCUAAGGCGCCUCAUGCAUCUCUACAGCGAAGAAUCGUGUGGCGAAGCAGUUGCUCCGGAACGCUCUUUCCUCAAGCUGGUGGAUGCCGCACUGGAUUGUUUGGCCCUGUUCACUUCGUACAGUGAGGAAAACACCGAUACCUUUAACUGUCCCAAAACUCCCAAGGAAGUGCUUUCCCUCAGCCAGAAGUUGCGUGCCAACACUGAUUUAAUCUUGGGUCAAUCCCUGGGGUUCGCCAAUGUGGCUUUGCCACAGGACAAAAGGGCUCUCAGUGCCUUGUGCCAAAAGGUUAUCCGAGAGUGCAAUACCUUUCAGGAGGAGUGUAAGGAGUCUUUCAGUGCCCACUACAUGUCCACCCUAAAGCUGAGGGCCAUGACCAUGGAACAGGCAAUUUACCAACUGGAGGACUUCCUCAACGAUGCGCUUCUGCGAUUGGUAUUUACAUGCUUCCUGGACUUCGAGAAGUUUUCGGUGGACAAAAUUAGAAUGCUGCUGAGGAACAGCGCAGAUAAUGUUGAUUUGGCUGAUGAACUCAUAGCGGACUUUGAUGUGAACAUAGAUCGUGCCACUCAAAUAGGCAUUUUUGCCAUUUCCUUUGCGCCGAACUUAAAAAUGAAAACAAUGAUGCGCAGCUGUCUGGCCUCCUUUGAGUCACUGGACACUACCCUGAUACCUUCUCUGCAGGCCCAUGGUUCCGUUUUGCACUCGGACAUCCUAGAACAGCAUUUCAACGAGGAGGUUACCAAGUUCAAAGCAACGCUUCAGGAGAUCAUCGAUAGCCGCGCCUUCCUUGGUUGUUACUUGGAGAUACUGACCUCGGGGAUAAGUGCAACGGAAAAACUUUACAAUAAGCAGCGAUUGGAGGACUUGGUCCAAAUUUCCUUGCUGUUAGUCGAGCACUUUCAGCUGGAAAUCAACCGAAAGGUGCUAACCGAGACGCAAGACCGAUUGGGAGAAGAGUACUACCAGCAGUUUAUCCGGGUACUGCGCGAGUGUAAGGCAAUUUUGAUGUGUGCAUCCCAGGUGGAGCCGCAGAGAAUCCUCAAGCGGUUCAAGAUCUUGCGUACGAUCUUGCGGAAACUGCACGGCUCCCUAGGAGUUGGUAAACACGAGGAUGAACUUCGUGUUCCCCUGGCUCCCCUUUUAGUGGAUGACGCCAACAAUAUCAAGGAGAUAAAUGAAGACGAAACCCAUUACUCUGGCCUUAAAACAUCCAGAAACAGUAUUCUCUACGAUACAGAGCGUAGGAAUAGAGGAAGUAAAACAAAGGACCAUAGGAUAACCACAAAUUCUUUAGACAUUAAAUCGGAAAUGGCAAAACCUAAUGGAAAUGUUCUGAGAAGAGAAAGUUUACGGACUGUUAUGUUCAAGCGCCAAAAUAUAGCUGAAAGCAGAAAGCUAUACACAUCUAUGAGUAAUCAGUCUAUGGAUCUCCAAAUCACAGAUAUACUCGACCAACUUACUGGAAUGUCCAAUGGAUACUUUGAAUGCUGAAGCAUUUUGUUCAUAACUUUUUAAUUACUUAAGUGUUUAAUUCAUAUCAUUUAAAAAAGGAACUUUGCAGUUCGAGAAUUCAAACUUAACGUACGUCGCCACUUGAAUGUCAUGGGUCAGGUAGGCAUACACAUAAGCAUGUAGUGUUUUCGGGUGGCGGAGAGCGUCGCAUCGGAAACAGUUUUGACUGUUGUAAAAUUAGAGCAAUAAAUUAAAAUAAAUACAUAGAGAUAAACAAAUUGGUCAGCGCA